Blepharisma stoltei is the source of this 5810-nucleotide messenger RNA. The record is from the annotation of a GenBank genome assembly. Lineage: Eukaryota; Ciliophora; Heterotrichea; Heterotrichida; Blepharismidae.
AUGGGAGAUUAUAUUGAAACACGAGAAGGCUUCCUUAUAGAAUUCAAUAAAGAUAAACCCGAGCAUGCUUCUAAAGUUUUUACUAAAGAAGGAGUCCUUAUAUCUCCAAACGCCAAAAUCCACAUUGACAACCCACAAACAAAAACACUUAAUAAAUGAAAUAUAACAUUUUAUAAAGCCAACAAUGUAAUAGUCAUUGGUAAAAGUGGCUUAUGCGGAGGAGGAAACUGUGCCACAAGCAAUGGUCAAAAACCUCGAAAGGCAUCAGCUUCAAUAGUUCCACCAACAGACCGUAGGCCGAGUAGUUCAAUUAUUAAGCCUUUUGACAACACUCCGACUACUGAAGACAUAAAAGAAGAAGCAAAAGUUGAAGAAGACCCUGGAUCGCCCGCAAUCUCAUUUAAGCAUGACGAAAGACAAGAAGAAAAAAUUCUUGGCUAUAUUGAUGAGGUUUUUAAUUCGUUUAAAGAAGGGUCCAUUGAAGGGGAAAUAAUUGAAAAAAUCGAAAGCAUUGGACUCCCAGGGACUGUAAAACUCUAUGAAAUUGGGGCAAGAUUUUUGGAGCUCUUGACUAAAAAAGUCAUUUAUAAAUGAAAAAAAUGGGAAAUUUUUAGGGAGAGACUAGCAAAACAAGCAAGGCGAUAUUUAGGAGCUUAUAAAAUAUAUUUAUUUUUUAAAAAAAAAUAUUCUAUUAUAAGAUUUUGGUAAAUUAUUUUGUCUAUAGCUUAUAUGGUCGUCUCUAAAUUAAUUCCUUCAUUUAAAGAAGAACAUCAAAUGCCUCUUCAAGACUAUGUGACUAAAAUAAAAGAUCUCUUAAGAAUCUGCGAAAGCACAUACCCAGAAACCACUUUUGCAGUUUACAUAAAUUCAAUUGACCAAAUUGUCACCCAAAUUAGCAGUGGAGUCCCUCUAUUACCUCAUUUAUCUGUAUAUAUCCAACUUAUGGUCAAUGAAUUGCUAAAUGAAACCCCCAAUGUUAGCAUAGGAACAGCCAAGCUUUAUAUUGAAGACUCUGUCAAAAAAGGGCGUAGCUUAUUGAGCGAUUUAAUAGUUUUAGCAUACAUGGAGCAGCCAAAAGCGACCACAAAUGCUUCAAUUGAGCUUUUAAUUAAAUUUAUCACAAAAAGCAUGAAAUCUACCUGGGAACAAAUUGUUGCUAUAUUAGAUACAGUGGAAAUUUUAAUUUUGCAUACCCAAAAUCCUGAUCUUCUAGAACAAUUAAAUAAACUCAGUAAUUUCAGAGAUCCAGAUGUAAUUGACGACUGGAGAAUUCGAGCUAAAACAAUAGAAACUUUGAUUAAAAUCAAAGAGCAAACCCACAAAUUUGAUGAAGAAAUUGAUUUAAUUCUCAGUCAAAGGGCUUUACAAGAAAGUCAUCCAAAUGUAAAAAAAAUGUUUGAGUUUUCAGAUUUUUAUAGAGAAUGCUUGAAAACGUAUCAUAAAAGAAUUAGUGAAGAAGAUGAGGACGAAGAAGAAGACGAAGAAAAGCCAAUCAUUCAUCCUUAUAUCCAAUAUUCAGGUAUCGGGAGAGAUUCAGAAGUGCAACUAAUUAUAAAAUUAAUUUUGAAUAAAUUAUUUUUUAAAAAUAAAAAUAAAUAUUUUGACAAAAUUAUUAUAGUAUGGGCAGUUUAUUGCUCGCCCUGGGCUGCCAGCUGGAGGUCCAGCUCGUGAAGCUGCUUCGGAGCCAGAAGUUGCCAAACCCACUCGACGAGUUGGCAGGUGUUCAUUUGCUAAAAAGGAAAUUGGCUUGGCAAUAUUUGGCUCCGAACCAACUCCAUAAGUUAGAACUCCAGAUGUAAUCGCAGGAUGAGCAUCAAGCCAGCCUGGCUAUAAAUUAAUAUUUAUAAGAUAUUGCAUAGAAAUAGUUUUGGAUCAGCCCAAAACAAAAUAAUUGCUUUAGUUGGAGACUCAGGGAUAGGAAAAACUGCUUUAGCUGUUAAAUAUUCACAAGUUUACAAUGAUCUUUAUUCUGCUAUUUUAUUUAUUCCUUCACAAUCCGCCAAUAACAUUUCUUUUGUAUUUUUGAAAUUAUUUACUUCCCCUCCUGCAAAUUAAUUUUUUUUGAAAACAAAUUUUCUGAAUUUUAAUUAAUUUUAUAAAGAAUUCAUUCAUAAAAUUAAUUAAUUCAGGGUGAGAACCUUUAAAUGAUAUUCUUCUUACGCUUCCUCCAUUAAAUUGGGGGUAAAGCUAUUAUAUAGAAACUAUUUUUACUUAAACAUUUACCAUAAAAAUUUUAAGGGCUUGAUUAAACCCAACAAAUGGAUUUUUUGUUUCUAUUUAAAGGAGAGCUAGAAAAAUUGAGCUGCAUAUCAGAGACACUUUUGAUGACAAUAUUUAUUCAAUAAAAGAAUACUUAGACAACCAAAGCAAGCCUGCAUUAUUAAUAUUCGACGAUGCUGAAAACUUAGAGUCUAUUAGGAAUUUUUUACCAAAUAAAGGACACAUUAUAGUCACAUCCUCGCUUCCUGAAUGGGAAAACAUAAUCGAAGUUAAACCAAUCCUAUCUGAAACCUGUGCUUUAAUUUUAAGCAAAUACACAGAAUUAUUUAAUGAUUCAAUUUUAAGAAUAGCCGAAGGCAUGCCUAUUUCCUUAGAACUAAUAGGAAGAUAUAUCAAUUACUAUAAAAUCUCCCCUGAAGAAUACAAAGAUUUGCAUUCUGAAUGCAAACAAUCCCUAAAAAAAAUUGAAUUCCAAGGCUUUUCCCCACUCGAGUUAUCAGCUGCAACAGUUUGAAAAUGUACCGCAAAUCGCCUUUCCAAAGACCACCCAUAUUUCCUAAAUUUCUUAUCCUGCCUCACAUUUAUUGACGUAUCAGGGAUUUCCCAAGACAUUGCUUUGAAAGUAUUUUUCCAUAUAACCAAAAUAUCAGACGCUUCUAAAUACGAAGUUUUUACUUAUACCCUCAAUAAGUUAGGAAUUAUAAUAAAAGAUGAAAAACACAGAAUAAAAAUCCAUCCGUUUAUAGCAAAAAUUAUAGUCUCGCAAACUCAUCAAACCCAGCAAUUGACUUUGGCACUGCAGCAGAUUUUUACACAAGAAAUUGGGGAUUUAGAUAUUUUAUCGACAUUUUGCAUAACAGGAAAAGCGUCUUUGCAUAUAAAAAAAUUAUCAAAAUACAUUAUAGGAGAAAGCUCAUUAGAAGCUGGGAUUGUUUUUUAUGAAAAAGGAAGGUAUGAAAUGAAGGUGGAGCUGAAUUUUUCUGAGGCUGCACAGAGCUUUAAUCAUUCUAUUGAAAUUUUGACAAAAUAUAACCAUCCGGAUAGAUAUCAAGCUUAUUAUGGGGAAGCCUAUUGCAAUUUAAAGCUCCAUAAGACUCGUGAAGCUUCGGAUUUAUUUACAAAAAUUAUUCAGGAAUGUAAAAACAAAGAUUUAUUGCUGUACUCAAAGGUAGGAAUUUGUAGCACGCUCAGUGAGUUAGGCAAGUUUAAUGAGCUGGAAAAAAUAUUAAAAUCCAAAGAAAUCCUUGGGCUAACUUCUCCAGAUGCUAUAUUUUCUAUUUCACAGUCAAUUAUAGAAAUCGGAGUCCUCAAUCAAGAUUUUCAUGAAAUUUUAAGACCAUAUGAGCCUAUAAUAGAAGACCAAGUUUCAGCCCCUGAAAAUGUGAUUGUUACCUUAAAUCUUAUCUUAUCUUAUGGUAUUUAUAUCGCUUAACGUCCACUACAGGGUUACAACUCCAGGUUUAUCACUCGCCUUUCGUCGCAUCGGGCCCACCAGGCUGCUGGAGACAGUCUCGCUUCGAUCGCCAAGGGUGCUUCUAGGGCAAAUGUCCACGUCUUCGACGGCUCAUGGAUGAGCUACUUGCUUGUUACAUGGGUUUGCUUUUCCGAAAAAACCCAAAAAAUGGAUUUUUUCUGGUCGGCUAUCGGCAAAAAGGAAAAAUGCAAAGCCUGGGACGUAACGCCCAGUUUCACGCUAGGGAGUUGCCCGAAUGGUCCAGAGGACUUUGCUGGGCUUCCCCUUUCCAAUCCUACACCUUCCUUUCCCACGAGGAAAAAUCCACCUCUGAGAACAGACUAGGGUUAGGCUCUGAAAGCUACCAGAAUUGCUUACCUAGCAUUGCAGUCCAUCUCUGAAAUGGUAAAACCUUGCCGGAUAUAAUUAAAAUAUGAGUCGAGGCUGUAUGGCCGGGAGGCCAUACCCAGACGAAGACGCCAUAUUUUAAUUAUGAUUGUUACCUUAAUCAUUCUUAUAAAAAUCGCUUUGGGAUUUUCAUUUUUAGAGCUCUACAAAAAAUGCUGCCAUUAUUUGGCAUAUAUUUCUAGCUUAAUAUCUCAGCCUCCUCCGAUGUCAGAAGAGCUAUCUGGGCUUGUGGAUUAUUCAGAAAACCUUUUGGAGCCGAUUUGUAAAAUUGUAGGGACACAUCAUGAUAUUUUGAGUGAUUAUCAUAUUUUAAUUGCAAAUUUUUACCGCUUAUAUAUGAAUUCAGCUUAAAUUAAUAAGGGAAUUUUAGGAUUAACAUUUAGCAAAUAAUUGGCAUAUAUUGCUUGUAAAAGAAGUGAAGAAGCCCUAAAUCACUUAAAAUGUGCAUUAGAAAUCAGGGUCCAAAGAUAUGGCCUAGAUGACCUAAAAAUAGCUAAAAUUUUAUAUUUCCUGUCAAAAUGCUGCACAAAUAAGCCAAAAGCAAUGAAAUAUGCACUAGAUGCAGAAAGGAUCAUAAAAACAACUGUUGGAGAAGACCAUUUGUUUUGUGCACACACCUGUGAAAGAAUAGGACUAUUACAUCUAGCUGAUAGUCAGAUCCCAGAAGCUACUGAAUACCUAGAAAAAGCAUUAGAAAUAAGGCAAAAAAUUGUCCCUACUUCUCAUUAUGAGUGCUGCAAGUCUUAUGCAUCUCUAGCUAAGCUUGCACAAAACCAAAAUCAGCCAGAAGAAGCCCUUGAGUUAUAUGAAAGAGCUUUGAAUUAUUUAUUAGAUCAGCCAAAGCACUUGACAUCAGAUGUUGCUCAAUGGGCUUAUGCUGCAUUUAGAAUCUGCCGUGAACUGAAUAACCCACAAAAGGCUUUGGAAUUUCGCCUUAAACAGGUAGAAGCAGCGAAAAACAACAUACUCCUUAAAAUUAAUAAAAAAUAUUUUUGGCAUUAUUAAAUUUAAUUAUUAAGCUAAAUUUCCAUGCUAUUAAUAGGGAAAAUUAGAACAUAAUAACGAAGAGACAUUAGAAUUACUAAUCAAAACAGCUGAAUUUGCAGAAAGCAUGCAGAAAUAUAAAGAAGCUAUACAAUGCUACUUAGACUGCUUUGAAAUCACUAAAGAAGGCUUUGACGAAGAUGAGACUGAAUUUUUAGUCAAGGCAGCUGAAAAUUACUCGAAAAUUGGCAAAUCUGACGGAUUCAAAAAAUGCAUGGGGCAAGUCCUAGAAAUAAGAAAAAUAAAAUUCGGCGACAGAAGUCUAGAAGUGGGAAAAGCUUAUAACAAGCUAGCUGGGUUUUAUUUAGGAGCGUCUAUGUGAAAUGAAGCUAUAUUAGAAUAUGAAAGUGCUGACGAAAUCCACUAUUGUGAAAAUGAAAAAGAUGAGCUGGCCAAAGCCCAGUUUUUGUGUGACUUCGGGUACUGCCAAUUAAAACUUGGCUCGGAUAAUGAUGCUAUGAAACACCUAAAAGAGUCAUUAAAAAUAAUUAAAGGAAAAUCAGGAAAAAAUAGUGAAGCGGCUGGGGUUUGUUAUCAUUACAUGGGCCUUGCAAAUAUCAAAAAUAAACAAAUUGCUUUGAUUUAUUUAGAAAAAGCGUUUUCUAUAUUUAAAUCUACACUGGGAGAAAGCCAUGAAAAAACAAGCGAGAUUGGAAAAAUCAUUGCAGAUCUCAAUAAAUUCUAA